UGAGCUUUAACGGUCUCAUCAUCUAAUACUUCACCUUAUAACAACAGAUUAAUGGCUUAUUUGAUGACACUCAUUGAUUAUCGUAUCCCCGUUUCCAUUGAUCGUCCGCCAUGCAGCAGCAGCAACAACAGCAGCGGUGUUAGCAACUGCCGAGUCCUUGCUUCCACCGGAUGAGAAUGUCCAGCUACGUCUUGCAGGCUCCACUAGAUGUAUGUGUCUAAUCAACUCGACAACUCAUAUCCCUGCUAGCUCGAGACGGCAAAUCUGGGGAUCUCAGUUUGCGGGGUUAUGCGGGGAAGCUGUCAUGAUUCAUCACUAUAUAAUCCCUGUCAAGAGCAUACUUCAAAACAUGCCCCUGCACCAUCUUUAUCAAUCCCUCAGCAACAAAUCUACCAGCAACAAAUCUACCAGCAACAAAUCUACCAGCAACAAAUCUACCAGCAACAAAUCUACCAGCAACAAAUCUACCAGCAACAAUGGAGCUUGACAAAUCAUCCGGCGACGCCUCCCACAUCGAGGACGCCGAAUCCAACAGUAUCCACAACGGAGAAGCCAUCGACUACCUCACCCCCAAAGAGCAAAAACGACUUAUGAGACGCAUCGAUGCUCGCCUCGUCGUCCCCCUCGGCUGUCUGUAUUGCAUCAGCUUGCUGGAUAGAACCAACCUCGGGGCUGCCUCGGUUGCCGGGAUGCAGACCGAUCUGGACAUGAAUGCCAAGAAUAAUGGGUAUAGUAUUAGCUCGUUGGUGUUCUUUAUUACCUAUACGAUUUUCCAAGCGCCUGCUACGGUGAUUAUUCGGAAGAUGGGGCCGAGGCUGUUUCUUUCGGCUAUCGUGUUGCUGUGGGGGGUGGUCAUGAUUGGCUUUGGUAUGUCUCCAACUUGGCCGGUGCUGGCUGGGUUGCGAGUCAUCCUUGGGGCCCUGGAGGCAGGAUUCUACCCGGGAUGCGUUUAUCUUCUCAGCACUUGGUACACGCGGUAUGAACUGCAGAAGCGGAACGCUUUGUUCUAUUUGAUUGGGAGUACCGCGUCUGGGUUCGGCGGCAUCCUGGCCUAUGGCCUAAUGCAGAUGAAUGGGAUUGCGGGACGAUCCGGCUGGCGGUGGAUUUUCAUUAUUGAAGGAAUCUUGACGUGUGUCAUGGGGAUUGGGUCCUAUGCUAUUUUGGUGGACUUUCCCGAAAAGUCGCCCAAAUCAUGGCACUUUUUGAAUGAGUCCGAGGCAGCCUUUGUGGUGGCUACUAUUGAAAACGAUCGGUCGGAUGUUUAUACCGAGCCAUUCACCUUGAAGAGCUAUCUUCGCAGCGGGGGAGAUAGUAAGGUAUGGGCAUAUGCCGCCUUGUAUAUGCUAACCACCGCCAAUAGCUACUCGAUUGCCUAUUUUCUUCCUAUCAUUUUGGAAGAUAGUAUGGGAUUCUCAGUGGCAAAGGCCCAGUGUUUGGUGGCACCUCCGUAUGUUGCCGCAGCCGUGGUGAUGUACGUUGAGGCGAUUUACGCCGAUAAAUGGCACCUGCGAGGCCCAAUUGUUGCGGCAAAUGCCGCCAUGGGCCUGCUUGGGCUGGCUCUUUUGGGCUAUCUCAGUGAAUCAGGACCACGCUACUUUGGAGUUUUCCUGGCCACUAUUGCUGCCAACGCGAAUUGCCCGGCUUUGGUCUCAUGGCAAAGUAAUAACGUUCGUGGACAAUGGAAACGAGCCUUUACAUCCGCUACUCUGAUUGGCGGUGGUAGCAUUGGAGGAAUCAUCGGGACGACGGUCUUCAGAGCCCAGGAUGCCCCCAAUUACCGGCCAGGAUUGCUGACCACGAUGAUCGCUAACGCCCUGAUAAUAUUGAUUGUCGCAGCUCUCAGCUGGAAGUUUCAGAGGGCGAACAAGCGGGUUGAUCGCGGAGGAAAGCAUAUUGAGGGAUUGGCGGGUUUCAAAUAUACGCUCUAAACCGACCUCCUUUGGCAUGAUCUACUCAGCG
Molecule: messenger RNA, 1959 nt
Organism: Aspergillus ibericus CBS 121593
Lineage: Eukaryota; Fungi; Ascomycota; Eurotiomycetes; Eurotiales; Aspergillaceae
Product: phthalate transporter
Exons: 6
Coding region: 477-1928 (483 amino acids)
Biological process (GO): transmembrane transport
Cellular component (GO): membrane
Molecular function (GO): transmembrane transporter activity
Source: RefSeq, a predicted model, not a curated record